This is a messenger RNA of Polypterus senegalus (gray bichir), 663 nucleotides long. RefSeq names its product dnaJ homolog subfamily B member 6-B-like. The record is from RefSeq and is a predicted model, not a curated record. Gene Ontology annotation, molecular function: Hsp70 protein binding. NCBI's taxonomy places the organism in Eukaryota, Metazoa, Chordata, Cladistia, Polypteriformes, Polypteridae. The transcript has a single exon. The coding region runs from base 1 to 663 and encodes 220 amino acids.
AUGUUGAAUUAUUAUGGUAUUCUGGAGGCACACCAAUACUCAUCUGAAGAUGAUAUUAAAAAGGCCUAUAAAAAUCUUGCUCUAAAAUGGCACCCAGAGAGGAAUCCAGAAAAAAAAGAAGAAGCUGUGAGGAAAUUUAAAGAGCUGUCUGAAGCAUAUGAAGUUCUGUCAGAUCCUAGUAAACGUGCUUUAUAUGACACAUGUGCAGAUGACAAGCCGGACACAGACAGUGAUGAAUCUGACAAAUCUUUCAUUGAAUUUUCAUUCCGCAGUCCAGAGGAAGUAUUCAGGGCAGUGUUUGGUGACUGUAAUCCAAUGACAGUUUUUCUUGAGGAUUCUAAUGAUGACUCUGAGAUUCAAAGUCAACACCAUGAAGUUGAUAGUUGCAGGAGGAACAGGCCGUCAUUACUUGGGUUUGGUGGCUUUCCUGCGUUUGGCUCUGCAUUUGCAGGAUCCAACACAGGAUUUAUAUCUUUUACUUCAACUUCAAAAGAAGAAAGUGGUAGCCAAAAUGACACUCGCUCCAUGAGAGUAUCUGUUGAGAUGAUAAAUGGCAAAAGAAUUACAACAAAGAGGAUUCUUGAUAAUGGGCAGGAGAAAGUAGAAGUAGAUGAAAAUGGGCUGUUAGAAUCAGUAACUAUAAAUGGUGAAGAGCAGCUCUAG